Messenger RNA from Suillus paluster, 1277 nucleotides. RefSeq names its product adenosine deaminase/editase. The coding region runs from base 54 to 1277 and encodes 407 amino acids. The transcript is spliced from 6 exons. Gene Ontology annotation, molecular function: tRNA-specific adenosine deaminase activity; double-stranded RNA adenosine deaminase activity; double-stranded RNA binding. Gene Ontology annotation, biological process: RNA processing; adenosine to inosine editing. Gene Ontology annotation, cellular component: nucleolus; cytoplasm. Lineage: Eukaryota; Fungi; Basidiomycota; Agaricomycetes; Boletales; Suillaceae. The record is from RefSeq and is a predicted model, not a curated record.
UCUUAUCAAACCUUGUCUGUCGUAGACGUAGAAGAAACUGCGGCGAUCUCUGCAUGUUCUCAGAUGAGGACACUGCUCUUGUUCAUGCCGUUCAGAAGCUUUAUGCUUCUCUGAAUUUCAAGCUCCCACUCGGAACUUUCACGAUUCUGGCUGCGAUCGGCUUGACUUCCUCUAAUCCUUUGAUUCAGCCAAAGAUCAUCGCACUAGCUACGGGGUGCAAGUGCCUUCCAAGGGACAAGCUUCCACUGAAAGGCGAGGCUUUGCACGAUAGUCAUGCAGAAGUUCUUGCUCGUCGUUGCGCCAUUCGGUGGUUGCUCGAAGAGAUCGGUAGAGUGGCAUCUGAUGGAUCGCAUUGGCAUUCUGCGUGGAUAUCGAAAACGACAGAUGGUCGUUAUCGUCUUAAAGACGGCGUUCAGAUGAUAAUGUAUAUAUCAACACCUCCUUGUGGAGAUGCUUCUAUGCGGUUCCUCGCCAUUUUCCAAGACGAGGAGAUGGCGGCACUGAAGGAUGCUUCAGUAUUUGCACCUUUGCCCCCCAACAUUGCCUGCAGAGGACGGGAUAAUUACUCCCUUUUUGGAGUUCUCCGUACAAAGCCCGGACGUGCUGAUUCUCCUCAGACGUUAUCGCUGUCUUGCAGCGAUAAAAUAGCCCGCUGGAACGCACUUGGGAUACAGGGUGCUUUGGGCUCUGCGUUUUUUCACCCGAUUUAUUUGACAAGGAUCAUCAUUGGCGAAGUCCCGCAAGAUCUACAUGAUGUCGUGAAGUCGGAUUGUGAACGAGCGUUCUGGGGGCGUCUGCAAGAUAUUUCUGGCCUUCCGGAGGGAUAUAGUUUGAGUCGGCCGAAGGUACAGUUCACGUCGGUUAUGUUCGUGCAUUCAAAGUCAGCACAAGAGCAUUCUUCUCCUGCUCGACGAUCAUGCAAUGAAUCUUUGACUUGGGUCGCGGACUCACCAUCGCCGUAUGAGGUAUUGAUAAACGGCCUCAAACGAGGUGUUCCUCCGAAACAUCGCUACAAAACAAUCUUCUGGCCCAAGCUCUCCAAAGUCUCCUUGUUUCGCCUGUACAGAAAGACGAAGAGCUUAGAGAACCUGCCGCUUGAAAGUGAAACAACGACCUACCAUCAAGCGAAGGAGAGCAUGAACCAGUACCAGAUGGCGAAAAGCUGUUUACUAGGGGAAGGUCGGCCUUUUUCGGGGUGGAUUCGUAGUGGAGUUCAAUGGGAGAACUUUGAUUCUAGUAGUGAUAACGAACAACAAAGGACUGACAUUACGAAUUAG